AUGGCGCUGGUCACUGCAGAAGAAGCGCAGCAAUGCGCCACGAUUCCCCGUGCGUCUAUGGAUGAGGCUCUGAUGCCAGGAUUGGUUUCGAAGGCGCUAGACCGGCAAUACAGGAAGGGCUUUUGUGAUUUCGUGGAUGCUAUAUUUCCGAACAUUUAUUACAGCUACAGCACUCACGUGGAACUACCUUGGUUCGAGAUCGCUCAGUACGACCGUGGCGCACGAAUUGCAAUGGAAUGGAGGUUUCGCAGCCUUGGGAGCUUGCAGCUAGGCAUAGUAAACGGCGAUCAACGACAGAUUCUUGCCAGUCGAGAAAUAUAUGGCCGUGGACUGCGCUAUCUUGUUCAAGCCAUCAAGAAUCCUGCUACAGUUGGCACGGAUGACACCCCGGCUUUCUUGCCAAGACCAAAGCUCUAG
Molecule: messenger RNA, 417 nt
Organism: Penicillium psychrosexuale
Lineage: Eukaryota; Fungi; Ascomycota; Eurotiomycetes; Eurotiales; Aspergillaceae
Exons: 1
Coding region: 1-417 (138 amino acids)
Source: RefSeq, a predicted model, not a curated record